Penicillium vulpinum is the source of this 807-nucleotide messenger RNA. RefSeq lists its product as uncharacterized. The record is from RefSeq and is a predicted model, not a curated record. The transcript has a single exon. NCBI's taxonomy places the organism in Eukaryota, Fungi, Ascomycota, Eurotiomycetes, Eurotiales, Aspergillaceae. The coding region runs from base 1 to 807 and encodes 268 amino acids.
AUGCCUCUCUCAUGGGACCCUAGGCGGAUGUGGUCGGACAAUCCUUCGGCAGCUGGUACAUCCAAAGACCUACCGAAUGAGGAGAUCGUCACCGACGCCUCCCCCAAGGCUGUCUCCACUGCAUUUGCCGCACGGUCAGACUCACCCAAGCGUUUCCGCUUUGUCAAGGGUGCUUCUAGACCAAAGAAGCGUCGCCGAGCCAACUCGCCAAAGGAGCAAGCAAGCCGAGUUGUAACAGAGAGCUCGUCGGGUAGCCCAGAAGUCGUGCCUAGAACCGCACCCCAGCACCUGGAGAUAUUUGAUGACCACCAAAGGGGCAAUAGCUUAUCUGGCCUAGGUAUGUUCAACUUUCCAUAUACUUGCAAUGUUUCAAACAUAUAUGUUGCUUACAACUUCUUAGAACUCCAAGACGCACAUUUCUUUGAUGAUUUCAGUGUGUUUGACUCCAUAAUUCCUAACAUUUUUGCGUCCACUCCCUUUCUCGAUAUCGACCCACAGGAGACACUGGCAACAGGACCUCCUGGUCUGAUGGAAUCACCCAAAAUGACAAUGACACCUCUUUCCCCAUCAGACAGGUCUAUUGAGCCAGCGUUACAGAGUCUUCCAACUAGUUCAAUGGUUCAAAACAUUGACCCAAUGUUUCGAGAUCAAGCAGAACAAAGUGCUCUAGUUGAUUUGGUCCCACGAACAAUACAAGAACCCACAAAUCCUUACGCUUCGGCACGUCUUCAAGCUGUUCCUAUGAUAUCUGAAAUCUCAUCUAAUGACCAUGAAAGGCUCCUUGAAUUGUGUAAGACUUCUGCAUGA